Molecule: messenger RNA, 3633 nt
Organism: Seriola aureovittata
Lineage: Eukaryota; Metazoa; Chordata; Actinopteri; Carangiformes; Carangidae
Gene: acss1
Product: acyl-CoA synthetase short chain family member 1
Exons: 15
Coding region: 566-2683 (705 amino acids)
Cellular component (GO): mitochondrion
Molecular function (GO): acetyl-CoA synthetase activity; AMP binding
Source: RefSeq, a predicted model, not a curated record
AUGUUAUUUCCUGCAGUUUGAAUCUAAGAUAAUAUUAAAUAUAAUAUAUAAUAUAACCUACCCCAACCUGAAAGAUUAUUAAUGCUUGUUGUUGUGGAGGCAACAUGUUACUGGGAAAGACUUAACGAGCUGCAGGUUUUAACAUCAUCAUUAAUGUCAUCAGACAAACAAACAAACAACAAUAGAUCCAAACUAAUCUGAUCCCUGCAGAAUUAAUCUCCUUAAAGAGUUCAGUCCAAACACAAACUGAUCCUGUGUCAGUUUCUUUGUUUUCAUUUCAAUAAUUCAAACUUUAUUUUUCCCCAAGAGAAAUUCAUUUAAAUCUUUAGUAUUAAAUCAUAAUUCAUAUUUCAUAAUAUAUUUAUAUUCUGUUUGAGCCUGACAGAAACAACACCACUCAAGGUCCACUUCCAGGCCUGUUCUGGAGCUUUCGACCGUACCCACACAGACCUCGUCAGCUGAUGAAUAAGUGAGUAAGUGGACCUUUAGUCAAGAGUGUUUCCGAGAAUGAACAUGUGACAGGAUGUUUACAGUUACAUGAAGACAGGGCGAACGCCAUCUGCUGAUGAAGACCAUGUGGUCCCCAGGAAAGCUCUGGAACAAGUGUAGGAUCAACAUGGCCGCUCACCGCAGCAGGGGGGCCGGGUUCUUCAGGACCCUCCUGAGCCGCUGCAGGACACCGGGACCGGGACUAUGUCAACAACAGCACCGGUGCUGUCUGUCCUCCGUGCCCGCUCCUCCUACACCUCCACCGGGCACCUGGAGCCACCAGCUUUCCCGUCUGUCCCACCGGGAUCUGUACCGGCUCUCGCUCACGGAUCCGGAUCGGUUCUGGGGAUCCGCCGCCGCGGACAGACUCCGCUGGGUGAAGCCGUUUGAGCGGGUCCGGGACUGCGAGCUGAGCAGCGGGAAGAUCAGCUGGUUUCUGGGAGGGAAGCUCAAUGUGUCCGUGAACUGUCUGGACGUCCAUGUUGAGAAACAUCCAGAACGAGUGGCUCUGAUCUGGGAGAGAGAUGAACCCGGCACAGAGGUGAAGGUCACGUACAGGGAGCUGCUGGAGACGACCUGCCGCCUCGCCAACACCCUGAAGAGCCAUGGGAUCCAGAAGGGGGACAGGGUGGCCAUCUACAUGCCGGUCUCACCGCUGGCGGUGGCGGCCAUGUUGGCGUGCGCUCGUAUCGGCGCGGUGCACACGGUGGUGUUCGCUGGCUUCAGCUCGGAGGCUCUGGCCGGGAGGAUCCAGGACGCUCAGUGUAAAGCCGUGCUCACCUGUAAUCAAGGUGUGCGGGGGGGCCGGCUCGUCCACCUGAAGGCCACAGUGGACGCUGCAGUGAAGACCUGUCCCUCCGUCCAACACGUCUUCGUCUCUCAGAGGACGGAGCAGCCUGCAGUGAUGGGAGAGAGGGACGUCUCCCUGGAGGAGGUGAUGUCCCAUCAUGCAUCAGUGUGUCCUCCAGAGCCUCUGGACAGUGAGGACUUCCUGUUUCUUCUCUACACGUCAGGAAGUACAGGGAAACCUAAAGGCAUCGUCCACACACAGGCUGGAUACCUGCUGUACACCUCACUGACCCACCAGUACGUGUUUGAUUACCGAGACGGCGACGUGUUCGGCUGCAUGGCGGACGUCGGCUGGAUAACGGGCCACAGUUACGUGGUGUACGGUCCUCUGUGUAACGGCGCCACCACCGUCCUGUUUGAGAGCACACCUGUCUACCCAGACCCAGGCAGGUACUGGGAGACGGUGGAGCGUUUGAGGAUCACUCAGUUCUACGGAGCUCCCACCGCUCUGCGUCUGCUGCUGAAGUACGACGAGAGCUGGGUGAAGAAGUACGACCGCUCGUCUCUGAGGACGCUGGGAUCAGUGGGAGAGCCCAUUAACCAUGAGGCCUGGCACUGGUUCCACAGUGUGGUUGGAGAUGGACGGUGUCCUCUGGUGGACACCUGGUGGCAGACAGAGACGGGAGGAGUCUGCAUCGCCCCUCGUCCUGCAGAGGAAGGAGCGCCCAUCGUCCCCGCCAUGGCCAUGAGGCCGUUCUUUGGCAUCCAGCCUGUUCUCAUGGGGGAGGAGGGUGAAGCUCUGUCCGGUGACUCCGUCAGUGGAGCUCUGUGUAUCAGUCAGCCGUGGCCUGGAAUGGCUCGAAGUAUCUACGGAGACCACCAGAGAUUCAUCGAUGCUUAUUUCAAACCGUUUCCUGGCCAUUAUUUCACCGGUGAUGGAGCGUACCGCUCAGAGGACGGUUACUACCAGAUAACUGGUCGCAUGGAUGAUGUCAUAAACGUCAGCGGUCACCGUCUGGGUACAGCAGAGAUAGAGGACGCUCUGGAUGAACAUCCAGCUGUUCCAGAAACAGCUGUGAUCGGAAUCCCACAUGACAUCAAAGGAGAAGUACCGUUUGCCUUCGUGGUUUUGAAGGAGGACGUUGGUGACGCCCCGCCCGUCAUCCUGCAGCAGCUCAGAGAUCUCGUCACGACCAAGAUCGCCAAGUACGCCGUCCCUGAACACUUCCUGGUGGUGAAGCGGUUACCGAAGACUCGCUCCGGUAAAAUCAUGAGGCGCAUCUUGAGGAAGGUCGUCAUGGAGACAACCGGUGACCUUGGCGAUGUGUCGACCCUGGACGACCCGUCUGUUGUCAAGGAGAUCAUCGAGGCCCACGAGCUGUACAGGAAGGAGAAGAAGAAGUAGGAGGGAGGGGGUGGGUGGGGACUGAGCGGCUUCUCAGGUACAGAUGACAUCAUCGUUCCUCAGGUGUGACCUGGAGAUGCUCAGUCUUUUGGUGCUAAGGAGCAGGUGUGUGUGUGUGUGUGUGGGGGGGGGGGGACUAUGAGAGGGUUUUGAAUAAUUUUAUGAGAAGGCAUCAAUCAGGCCUGCCGGUGUUUAGGUUUCCAGAUGGUUUUAGCAGAGAGAACACCUGAACCACAUGACAACAGGUGAAUCACCUGGUGAGGAGUGAGACAGGUCAGUUGCUCCUGUGUUCAGUCUCCUGCUCUGUCGUCAGACACUGACCCAGGAGACAGACAUGCAAACAACACGUCUGAUCACGUCAGCCUUAAAACCUCUGAAUAUCAACAUCAAAUCACCUUUCAAGUGUCUGAUUUACUGUCGUUAGUCUUUUAUGUAUUUUCCUCCUCAGAGAUUAUUUUCAUUGAGCGCUAAACAACAAUCUGUGCCUUGUGACAGAAAAGGAAAUCUGUUUUAUUUCUGAUUCUUUUUUAUCUUCUUCUCAGGAUCUUCAGAUGAAUCUGGAAUUUAAAAGUUAAAAUGAGAAAAUAAACUGAGGUCAGAACAUGUUUCAGACCAAAACAAAGAUAUUAAACAGUCAAAUGUUAGAGUCGUAGCUGCAGGGCGUCCGUCACAGCAGCUUCAUCAGACCCACAGUAAAACUCACCUCACCCACAGUUCAAUAUAUUUUAAUAUAUGAUGAAACAUGAAUAUGAUCCUCCUCAGAUGAUUUUUAAUGAACAGUGAAAUUAGAUUUUAUAGAUUUUUAGUUUGAAGCUCACACAGUAAGAUUACAAUGUAUGUUAAUAAAUGCAUUUGUUGAUUAGUCAUUUAAUUAACUGUUGAUCAGAUCACUCUGUAUCACUGAUGUAAAUGUACAGAAAUAAACAUUUUGUAAUAAACAUGAACUCAGC